AUGUCCGUGAUGAUAUCGACAGCACCAGCCUCUGUUGCGAGCCUCGCCUUGACACGUGCGGACAGGCACGUGCGCGGCGCGUUCGCGCGUCCCGCGUAUUUCCGAACCCGCAAGACCUCCAAGACCUCGCCCUCGGCCUACUCGGACGAUAGCUCCCAGCAGGGAGCGAAGACUCAGACCAUCACGACAGUCACCUCCAAGCACGAACUCGACGAGCUCGUCAAGACUGCGUCGAAGGAAGCGAAGAUAACCGUCCUCGAGGUGGCCAAGCUUGGAAGCAUCGGCAAGGAAGGAAAGCCCAGAAAGAGCACAGCGCAGGUUUCCACCAGCUUCCUGAGGGUAGCAACCGACUUCAAAGACAAAGCAGUCUUUGCCGCGCUUUACAUGGACCACUCCGAGGCGACGAAAUGUGCCGCGGAGUCGCUCAAGGUCCAAGAAGUACCCUGCGUCUUCAUUUGGGACGAUCAAGGUGAGCUGGCUUCCGAACUCGACACGGUUUCCGUCGACGCCGUGCACCACGCGGUGAGUCGCGUCCUCGGCGUCACGGACGACCGCGGGUGA
Micromonas commoda is the source of this 561-nucleotide messenger RNA. RefSeq lists its product with no specific name. The record is from RefSeq and is a predicted model, not a curated record. NCBI's taxonomy places the organism in Eukaryota, Viridiplantae, Chlorophyta, Mamiellophyceae, Mamiellales, Mamiellaceae. The transcript has a single exon. Bases 1 to 561 code for a protein of 186 amino acids.